This is a messenger RNA of Effrenium voratum, 942 nucleotides long. The record is from the annotation of a GenBank genome assembly. NCBI's taxonomy places the organism in Eukaryota, Dinophyceae, Suessiales, Symbiodiniaceae.
AUGAGCGAGGCGCACAACAUCAUGGAAUGGCGCAUCAACAAGACUGCAGACACAAACAACGUCUUGUACGUCGCCUUGACAGGCGAGGAGUACAUCAGUUUGGAGGGCGGCUACACAGGGCUUCAGGCCAACAUGAGGCUCAGCAAGAAUCAGAUGAGUACAUUCAACAGGGGGUAUCAGAUCCUCCACCUCCAGCAUCACUACAACAAGAAGUGGCAGUUCGAUGAGUUCGAACAGCAGUCGGUACAAAUCUGCGAACUCUGCCAUUACAACAUCCUGGACAUCUUCAAGAGGUUCAAGUGGACAAAUGGUUUUGCGUGGGACUACAACGCCCUCAUCAACCUGAACGACCUACAGGCGUACUUCGGGAACGUGGCAGAGCUCAUCGAGGGGCUGAGAGACGGGGAGGACAUUGAGCAGGAGGAUCCCAAAGACGGCUGCCGGCCGAUCCACGCCGCCAUCAUUUGCGACCAGGAGGAGACGCUGCAGUACCUCAUCAGGCAACGGGCAGACGUAGAAGCUGCAGGGCCAGGGGGCCUGCAGCCGCUUGCCUUGGCUUGCCGCUGCAAUGCCCCGGCCGCUGUGCGGCUGCUGAAAGCUGCCGGGGCGCGCGGGGCGCGCGAGGGCGAGACCUUGGAGAGGCUAUGCCACGAGGCCGGCGCUGCCAAGGCUCUCCGUGCGCUCCGCGGCGAUGGCGACGAUGCCAACGAAGGAGAAGGAGUAGAGAGUGCACCGAAUGCACCGGAUGCACCGGAUGCACCGAAUGCACCGGAUGCACCGGAUGAACCGGAUGAACCGGAUGAACCGAAAGCAUACGUGAAGGCCAAAGAUCCAUCACCAUCGAAACCGUGCGAACCCUGGUUUGGGUCCUCUGUCAAUCCCGCCAACAUGGAGGAGGAAGCUGAGCAAGAUGCACUUGCAUUGAUGGAGGUGCUUGAACGG